Messenger RNA from Cordyceps fumosorosea ARSEF 2679, 1470 nucleotides. Its product is annotated as MYB DNA-binding domain protein. Bases 1 to 1470 code for a protein of 489 amino acids. Lineage: Eukaryota; Fungi; Ascomycota; Sordariomycetes; Hypocreales; Cordycipitaceae. Gene Ontology annotation, molecular function: DNA-binding transcription factor activity, RNA polymerase II-specific; RNA polymerase II cis-regulatory region sequence-specific DNA binding. Gene Ontology annotation, biological process: regulation of DNA-templated transcription. The record is from RefSeq and is a predicted model, not a curated record. Gene Ontology annotation, cellular component: nucleus. The transcript is spliced from 3 exons.
AUGCUUCCGCCUAGCCUCAUAAACACUGCUUGCUGUGACCAUUUCUGGCCUGCUCUUCCCCUCUGCUCAUCUCUUCUUUCCACUCUUUUGUACAAGCAAGCAACCGCCAUAAUCGCAGUCGUGGCUCAAAUCGAGACGCAGUCGCUACUCUGCCUCUCGCGGGCAGAGGUUCCCUAUUCGUCAACGGUCCCCAGCGCCGCCAUCAACCUGCGCAGUGUCUCAAGAAGUGGUCUCAGGAAGCCUACCUCUCGCCGAGGCUCUCGACCGACCAUCACAGUGGAUAUCGCCUCCCUCAUCAAACGAGAAGACUCAGAUGAGUCGAAACCCUCAGCAGCAGCUUCGAAUCGUGCACCUCCCCCGUCGUUCUCUUCCGCCGCACCGGCUGCCCCAAUGCUUGCACAACCCAUGCCCCAUGGACCACCUCCUCUGGCUGCCCAGAUGUCCCACCACCAUAUACCUCAGCUACCACCCAGAGGUGGCAGCUCCUCCAAUCGACGCCAUUUGCCGCCGCAAGGCAUAGAAUCGCAUCCGCACCCGCAACAGCCGGUCAAGAAGCAGACAAAAUGGUCUGCCGAGGAGGACGUCAUCAUCAUUGAACUUCGAGGCAAAGGCAUGAAGUGGGACGACGUCUCGAAGCACUUGCCAGGUCGAAGCUCCAUCAGCUGCCGCUUACACUACCAGAACUACUUGGAGCGACGUAGCGAGUGGGAUGAAGAGCGGAAGAAUAAACUUGCCCGACUAUAUGACAGAUUCAAAGCCGAGAUGUGGGCCAAAGUAGCAGAAGAACUGCAGGUUCCGUGGCGUGCGGCAGAAGCCAUGCAUUGGCAGCUCGGAGAACAGGACAUGGCGCGAAGAGCAGGUCAAACCCCGUUUGCGCUUGCUCACAACGCCGAGGCAGCCGGUCGAAAUGCCCAGAUCCGAGGGCAUGCUCACACGCAUUCGCAAGAGAGCGUGGGACGUGAGAUGCGAGGCUCGCCACCGCAAUCUUCGUACGGAGCCAUUGGCGGUCCCCGGCCACCCGGUGUCCUGACGCGUCGUGAUGCUGCCAUGCAGAUUGGUCCGCCGCCGCCGCAUCCGAUGCCGACCUCAGCGCCGAUACAGCAGCAGCAACAGCCGCCUCCACCAUCGUCUCAUCCCGCCGAAUAUAACUACAAGUUCGGUCACAGCCUGCCGCCCAUCCAACCGCAGCCGCAACCGCAGCCGCAGCAGCGGGCAGCGUUGCCCAGCGUCCUCGAAUUGACCGAGGGUGUCACGCCGUACUCGACGCCCCCCUCGGCACACUUGUCCGGACCGCCGCCGCCGCCGCCACCGCCGUCGCAGCAAGGCAUGCAUCACGGAAUUCCACCGCAGCAUGCCCAUCAACAGCCCGGGCAAUCUAUCUAUGCAGAUCCGGACCACGGCCGGAUGAAGCGACCUGGCAGCCCCGACGGCCGACUGCGAGAGAGCAACUACCGAAGACGGAUGCAAUGA